Cutaneotrichosporon cavernicola is the source of this 933-nucleotide messenger RNA. RefSeq lists its product as uncharacterized. The record is from RefSeq and is a predicted model, not a curated record. NCBI's taxonomy places the organism in Eukaryota, Fungi, Basidiomycota, Tremellomycetes, Trichosporonales, Trichosporonaceae. Gene Ontology annotation, cellular component: nucleus. Bases 1 to 933 code for a protein of 310 amino acids. The transcript has 2 exons.
AUGUCUAAGAACGUCAUCGUCUUCGGCGGCACCGGGCACCAGGGCCAGGCGUUUGUCAACGCCCUCGCCGCUCAGAAUAAGAGCUCGGCGAACCCAGUUUGGACCAUCCAUCUCCUGGCGCGCAACCCCGAGGCACCCUCUGCCGAGCGCCUAGCCCGUCUCAACGGCGUCAAGAUCGUCCACUCUCCACACUACAUGGAGUCGCCCGAUGAGGCAUUCGAUGCGGCAGGCCUCGAAGUCGGCCACGUUUAUGGCGCCUUCCUCGUCUGCGGCUACAUGGACGGCGAGAAAGAGGUCGCGCAGGGUGUGCGCGUUAUCAAAUCCGCUGCUGCCCACGGUGUCAAGCACAUCGUCUUUGCGUCGGUCAUGUUCGACGAGUCCAAGGAGUUUGGCGAUGACGGGAUGGACCCCAAGCGCGACAUCGAGCGCGCAAUCAAGGAGACCAACAUGAAGUGGACGAUGCUCCGCAGCUGUGACUUUAUGGACAACUGGCUCCCGACCGACGGCACCAUCGGACGCGUUUGGCGGACUAUCUUGCUCAACAAGGCGUUCAAGAACCACCCUGACCGCGCGCUGCCCAUGGUCGCGACGCGCGACAUUGGCCGUGUCGGCGCCCUCGCCAUGACUUCCGGCGACAAGUACCUCGACCAGGCGAUCCCGGUGGUUGGCGACCUGCUCACCAUUCCCCAGAUCAAGGAGAUUUACUUCGAGGUCAUGGGCACCGACAUCGUGCAGUCGUGGGGCAUCACUACCUCGAUCGCGCUGUGGUCCGAUGCAAACACGGCCAAGCUCGCCAAGUUUUACGACAGCGACCAAGGAUUCGGCGACAUCGACCUCAGCCUGACCAAGGAUGUCCUGCCCGACAUCGAGAACUUCCGCACCUUCCUUGAGCGAUACAAGCGGGAGCAGGCUGUCGCCAAAGCCAUGGCCUAG